Molecule: messenger RNA, 3782 nt
Organism: Drosophila serrata
Lineage: Eukaryota; Metazoa; Arthropoda; Insecta; Diptera; Drosophilidae
Gene: elg1
Product: enhanced level of genomic instability 1
Cellular component (GO): nucleus
Molecular function (GO): DNA clamp unloader activity; ATP hydrolysis activity; ATP binding
Source: RefSeq, a predicted model, not a curated record
GCGAUCGCAGAAAAUGACCGAUGUAAAUUGUCUUACAAGCGAGCACACUGACACUGCCACUUCCACUGCGUGUAGUCCCCCAGGAACGCCCCCGAGAAAUGCCGGCACGGAUCCGGUAGAACCCUCAUCCCCGUUCGUGCUCCGCGCACCGCCCAGCGCCAAGUCCAAGCUGAUCCUCCAGAACAUGGAGGAGGUACUGCACUCGGUGAAGCAGAAGCAUCGUGAGAAGCACAAGCGGAAGCGCGAGGAGAAGCGCAGAGCCGCUCUCCUCGCAGAAAGUGGAAGUCAGGAGAAGCCCCACAAAGACCCGAAGGCGGACAAGGAGAAGCCACAGCCGCUGAGGGAGAAGUCCUCGCAGGAGAAUGGUUUGAAGAACGGCAAGAGGCGCUCCAGUCCCCUAAAAUGUAGCACACCCGUGGCCGAUCACCAGAGCAUCAUGAAGCACUUUGCCAAGGCGGGGAAGCCAGAGAACGUGGCCUCCUCUCCGGUUCAGACUCCAGCCUCCGCAAAGUCAAAGGCAACCACCAAUGUCUUCGAGUUUAUGAUGAAUGCCCGCAAUCGCUCCAUCGGCGUCAACGAAGGCGGCGUCGAGUCUCCCGCCGAUCAAGAGGAGGAGGGAAGCGCCAGCGGUGCCACGCCGCAAACGAAGCGGAAGCAGCUGCUCCAGGAGUGGAACGAACGCAAGGGUGGGGCCAAGAGGAGGCUUGCGGACGAAGCCCGCGGGGAGUUUAUCGAACUGAAAAUGGAACAAAGGGCUAAGAGAUUGAAGAAAAUGCUUACGAAGGCUGACCAGAAGGAGGUCUCAGCUCCAUCAUCAGCGCCCGCUGAGCCAACGGUCAAACGUCCUAGAGGCAGGCCACGCAGUCGUCGCCUCAGUUCCGUGGAUGUAGCUCCGGAGGUCAACGUUGAAGCCAAAAAGCCCGAUCCAGAAACUGAGGAGUUCCUAGCCAAGCUGUCUUCGCCCACCAAAAAGCGAGACAGUCUGCUCGGUUAUUUUGCCAAGGUGGAAUCACCUAAGGACAUAACCGAAAAGCAUCCCAUUGCGAUAGAAACACCUCCUCUGGAGACGCCCAAACGGAGAACGCUGCGAAGGAAGAGCCAGCAGGAGACGCCCAUUGUGGAUGUGGAAUCGACGCCAUCGGGUCGACCACGCCGUUCUUGUGCGGGCAAGGCGCGCUACGAUUAUGAUUUGGAGACGAGUCCCAGCAAAACUGCUGUAAAAGCAAAAGCCCAAAAGGCCGAGGAAUCCGUGGAGAUUAUCGAUCUGGACAGUAGCAACCCGGCUUCCACGCCAAAGAAACUAGCUCCGCUUUUCGUACGCCAGUUGCCCAAGCCAAGUCCGGAUCCCUCGGUUCUUAAGGCCCGCCAGGCAUUCCUGCAAUCCGGUGUUCCAGAUAAAAUUCGACAGGAACAGAUCCGCCAAAAGAACCACGAGCAAAUGUACGAGGAGAGCUAUGAGGUGUUUCCGAGAGUGGCGCACGUUGGCUACGAGAGUUAUGUAUCGAACGAUGAACCCCUGGUGUUGCCGUUUGCCUUGAGGGAGGAGGAGGACAGCACGGGAAUUACUACAACUACCACAUCAUCCACGUCGAGCAAACGUCGUACAAAGACGAGUGGUUUCACCAGCUGCCUCCCAGCUGAUUUUACGUCCAGUAGAAGCUCCAGUUCCAAGCUUGAGUACGCCAUUUUGCCCCAGCUGGAGAACAAGCGCGGAUUCGUGAAGCUCUGGAAGAAUGACUUUGACCGGUUUCCCACCUUCAAGUGCUACAAUCAGAUGAGGGAGAAGUAUCGUCACUUCAGCGCCAUUGACAGUUCGCACGAUACUCAGCAAGUAGGUGAAUCAUUUGUGGUUACACGACGUUCGCGCCGAUCGAUGGAGCAGCGAUCCGUGGACCAAAAUGAUGAGGAGGCUAAGCCGCCCUUAUCGGCUCCGAAUGGGGAGCUGCUCUUCACCGAAAAGUACAAACCGCUGCUAUUCGAGCAAGUCCUGGUGAAUCUAACGCCCGUGCAGGAGCUGCGCGAGUUCCUGGCCAGCUGGAGCGGGAACGGUGGCAGUAAUCGCAACUCACAGACCAUGGAUGACUCCACCUUUGAUAUGGGCAAUGAUUCAAGCUCUAUGGGAGUUAAUAGCAACACCAUGGUACUGGUGGGACCCUCUUCAAGCGGCAAAACUAAUGCUGUGUUUGCCUUGGCGAACGAUAUGAACUUCAAUGUGCUGGAGAUCAAUGCUGGGAUGAAGCGAACCGGAAAGAAGUUGAUCCAGGAGCUCCAAGAAGCCACACAGUCGCAUCAAAUCAGGAAGGAUAGCAAGGCGGCGGGCGGUGGAUCCUCUCAGCAGUUGCUUCAAAAGUUGCAGAAGAGUGGUCUAAAAGCCAAAGCUAAAGCGAAUGAACCUCCGUCCGACGAGCGCAAGUCCCUCAUUCUCAUAGAAGAUGCAGACAUUGUCUUCGAAAACAUGGAUGCUGGUUUCACGGAAGCUAUUUACACUUUGGCAGCCAGUUCCAAGAGACCGGUGAUUGUGGUGGCCACCGAUCCAAAUAGCGCCCAUUUACAGCGUCUAAUGCAACAAAAUCAGAUCCAUUUCCAAGCACCGAACGCCUUGAACAUCUCCAGAUUCUUGGCUGUGCUGUCCCUGAUGGAGAACUGCCCUAUUGAGCUGGAUGAGUUGAUAUCCCUUUAUCUGUACAAUGCACAGAAUCUGCGGAAGACUCUGAUGGAGCUGCAGUUUUAUAUUCAAAGUGGUGGUGAUCCAACCGGCGGAAGAACGGGAGCCGUAAGAUCGCCGAGCAAAAACUCACACAGCCGGUUAGCUACCGUAGAUGGCAGUCGCAUCCAUCAACGAUUGUUUGAGUUUUUCACCUGCCCGCAGAACGUCCAGCAUCGGAUACCCUUUCCCGUGGACUUUGGCCUGCUCCGCUUGAAUCUCACCGAUCUUAUAUGUAAUUCCCCGCUUCUAAAGGAGCAACAGCCACCUGCAGGUGGUCGCAACACUGCCAAGCGGAAGUCCCGUUCACCAAAGAAGGCCUGGUUAAGCAGCGCCACAGGCCAAAAGAGCGAUACUGCCACCAAAAGCUCAUCAUCACCCCUCGCCACAUUAGCUGCCUUUUAUGACAACAUUUCGGUGGCUGCACUGAUGGACUCUAGCCGGGAUUGCAGCGAUCGCUUGCAGUUGCAUCUGUCGGAGGACAUGGCUCACCUGCUGGUGGAGCAGGCUCUCCAAACCGGACUGGCGGCCAAGGAGUGUCCCUACAACCUGUUCGACAAGCCGGUACAAAGAGUGACAAUAUGCGAACAGUUGGGCAACGGCAUUAUGCGUUCCGCUUCCGCCAAAGCGCUGGACUUUGAACCCAACUUACGCUCUAUUUGCCGCAGCGAAAGGAUGCGAGCCGGGCAGGAGCGCAAAUCAAGUAGAUUCUAUCACUACCUGCGAAACCACACGGUGAAUGUGACGAGCUUUGCGAUGGAAUACUUUGACGCUGCCUGCGGUGUGUUCCAAGCGUGCAACGACAGUGAUCCGCCGGCGGAUGCCGAGGAGCCACGGGAUUAGCGGCGGUCGGAGUUAGUUUAAUUUAUUUCGAUUAAGAGUUGGUGGAGCUGCUCCGCCGGAUUUGUUUGCAAUUUAUUCAGAUCGCGAGGUAAGCAGAGUUGAUCUUCUUAGGCUAGUUUUGUAUGGACACGAUGAGCAUGAGGGAGAUGAACCUUAGACAUAGUUACAAAUUAAUUACACUAAAUUAAUAACGACCUGAGCCUAUUAUGUUAAUAAAUCAAUUAUAUAUGACACA